Molecule: messenger RNA, 1506 nt
Organism: Venustampulla echinocandica
Lineage: Eukaryota; Fungi; Ascomycota; Leotiomycetes; Helotiales; Pleuroascaceae
Exons: 2
Coding region: 1-1506 (501 amino acids)
Source: RefSeq, a predicted model, not a curated record
AUGGCUACUCGGUUGCUGAAAGGUCGCAUGAAAGCUCCCACUAGGCGAGGAACUGAAAGCGACUCCUCAAAGAAACGAGAUGGCCCUUCUCGUCGAGACCGACCUUCUCAGCUAUCUAAUAUUUAUCGCGACGCUCUAAGUGAGAGCAAUGUGAUGGUGCCGACUUCUCAGCCUGUGCUGGUGCAGCGCUCGCAGUCCCUGGACCACGGCACCAACCCCACGAAUAGCCAUAUGUACCGCGAGCAGCCAUACCAACCCUCCUAUUCACCUCGUGCCACUACCUAUGACCGCUCUAGCAGUUACAGCGGCGUUCAAGUCGCGGCAAAAGUAGGCCCAGCGACACCUCCUCCUUAUGAGAGAUCAAACAACGCCCUUGCAGAUCUCACCAACUGGCAGGCUGGUCCUGCGAAUGGGCAGCCCCGCCAGGGUUAUGAGUAUGGGACGCCAUAUAACGACCAAGGCCCAAACCUGUUCGGCCCGCCUGUGGGCCAGUAUAUCCAACCAAAUCAUGUCUAUCUUGAUAAUAACGUCGAGAAGGAAUUUUAUCGGCAUGACAACGGGGGGGAUAGUUAUGCCCGUCCCGUCGAACUUGGGCACGACUAUCCGAACGACCGCUAUGAUUGUCCCAGUGGAGGGAAUCCCCUUCGCGACCUACAGGAUGAGAAACGAGAUUGGAGAUCCACAAGCAUUAGCGCAGAUUGCCAUGCAGAAUCCUCAGCAACUGGUGGGAUUCCGUCUCCCAACAGCUCUUUCAGACCGGCUACCACCAAGGACUCCAUGACAGGCAUAAACGCCCACCGAUCAUUGUCGCAGUCUGUAAAUGCUGACAUUGGAGGAUAUAAACAUGACUACGAUCAGGCCACGGAUCUAAACCUCCGGGCGUCAUAUCAAAGGUUUAAUGUAAGCCCAACCACUCUCCAAAUCUUGCACGUUUGCUUACGGCGUCGACAGGAGAAUCUUGCCUACGAGCGGGAGGUCGAUGUAUGGCAAGAUAACCCAUCUAUUCAGCGGCCCAUCCGGCUAAACUUUAGGACCUUAUUAUUCGAUACUCAAUGCCGAGAAUCCAACUGGGUUUCGAUUAAAAUAGUUCAAGAGCUCAGGGCCGAAGUUCGCAAUUUACCUACUAGUGCAACGUUUCUCGGGUUCAACGGCCAGGUAAUGGCCGCAACCCAGGAAGCUUCGCUCUCCUUCAAAAACAGCCAGGGCGGGUCCACUUACACGGCUAAAUUUCUCGUUUCUGCAGAUGAGGCAGUACCUUUCGAUAUGGUCCUUGGGGCAGAUGACUGCAGAAAAUUCAACAUCAUAUCUGCGCCAACGUUCUUGGCACUUGUUCCUUUGAAACGGACGAAGGCGGAGAAAGCGGCGCUGCCGAAACUAAUAGCGGAGCAGGAAGCUAUAGCAAAGGAGCACGAACGCCGAAGAAAGCAGCAGGAAAAUAUAAGGGCAGCUCGAAGCAGAGGGCUAUAUCGCGAUGCUCAAAGUAGUAAGGGCAGCGGAUAUUUAUGA